Impatiens glandulifera is the source of this 1728-nucleotide messenger RNA. RefSeq names its product mitochondrial inner membrane protein OXA1-like. Gene Ontology annotation, cellular component: mitochondrial inner membrane. The record is from RefSeq and is a predicted model, not a curated record. Lineage: Eukaryota; Viridiplantae; Streptophyta; Magnoliopsida; Ericales; Balsaminaceae. Gene Ontology annotation, biological process: protein insertion into mitochondrial inner membrane from matrix; mitochondrial respiratory chain complex IV assembly. The transcript has 10 exons. The coding region runs from base 74 to 1423 and encodes 449 amino acids. Gene Ontology annotation, molecular function: membrane insertase activity.
GUAGUAAAGUCUCGCGCCUCCAAACAGCAGAAAAUUGCAGAGUUUAGGGUUCUAAGUUGCCUGUUAACCUUAAAUGGCGUACAGGCGAACCCUCUCAGAAAGAGCAGGGCUUUUUUACAGGCAGCGUUUCAGCCCUUCUUUUUCAUAUAUUAAUCGUGACGAUGACCGAAAACACCAGUGCUACCAUAACGAUCGGUCUUUCCAUAGUUUUCUUCAGCAAAAUCAACCCUCUUUGACCAAUUUAAAUAAUUCUCUUGGGGUUGGUUCUCUGUACCAAGCUAAAUUAUGUUCUCAGCUCUUUGCUCCAUCCAUGGCCGCAUCCAUGGGGUUUGGAAGACACAUGUCAACUGCAAUUGGGGAAGAGACGAAUAAGAUUGAGUACAUGACUGAUAUGGCUGAAGUUCUAGUGGACAAGACAACUGAUGCUGUUGCUGCUGUUUCUGCAGCGACUCCAAUAGCAAAUGAAGUAGCCAUUGCAGCAGCUGAUUCUGCCCUUCCUGUGGCAGCUUUGCAGCACCUGAUUGAUGCUGUUCAUACUUAUACUGGAUUAAAUUGGUGGGCCUCUAUAGCUUUAACAACUUUUCUGAUUCGUGGAGCAACAAUUCCAUUGCUGAUAAACCAGCUUAAAUCCACUACACAGCUGAGUCUUUUACGGCCAAAGUUGGAGGAAAUCAAACAAGAAGUGUCAGCCAGGGGCAUGGAUCCUCAAGCUGUUUCUGAAGGGCAACAACGUAUGCAGGCCUUAUUCAAGGAAUAUGGAGUAACUCCAUUCACCCCACUGAAGGGCAUGCUCUUCCAGGGUCCAGUUUUUAUCAGUUUCUUCUUCGCUAUAACAAACAUGGUAGAAAAGGUUCCCUCACUCAAAACUGGAGGACUAUCUUGGUUCACUGAUUUAACUACUCCAGAUAGCAUGUACAUACUUCCUUGUUGCGCAGCAUUGACAUUUUGGAUAACCGUGGAGUGCAAUAUGCAAGAUGGCAUGGAAGGUAAUCCUGCUGUUAAAACAAUAAAAAAUGUGUCGAGGGGUUUUGCUGCCCUUACAGUUCCUUUCACAAUGAGUUUUCCUAAGGCUAUAUUUUUCUAUUGGGUGACAUCCAAUAUCUUCUCGCUCUUAUAUGGAUUGGUACUUAAAGCCCCUGGGGUGAAAAAGAUGUUGGGUAUUCCCGUAAUUACUAUAGCACCCUCAACAGUAGUUGAUGCAAAACCACCUCUCCCGUUUUUUGAGGCGCUGAAAAAGUACGCCGCUGCACAGAAGUACGCGGCUGAAAAGAAAAAGCAAGAAGGAGGAGGGCUUAUGGAAUCGACUUCCACUGAUGAAAGUAAACCUGUUGAUCGGAGGAUACCACCUUCAGCCAUUCUUAGUCAAAGGAUUAGAAGCCUAGAAAAGCAAGUAAAAGCGAGAAAGAAGACAGCCAAGAAGUAGUAGUAGUAUUAGUACAAGUGAGGAUGAACACAAAUAGAGAAAGAAUAAUGGCUCAGUCAUUGUUGUAUCAAUGAGACAAGGAACGAUCUACGGGGUGAUAAUUUUGUUCAUUUAUUUAUCUUGCAUUAUAUCAUAUAACCAUUUAGCUUAUUAGCCUAUUCAAUAUUUAUCGGCGCCUUCGACACAGAAUUUGUGUCACUUAUUUUUUUGUGACGAUUUAUUUAUGCCUGUUUUUGGUGUUUAGAGUUUUUAUUGUAAUUUAGUUUGAUGUGGGAUUUUUUUUUCUUUGAAAUAAUAAAUACAGU